Molecule: messenger RNA, 1587 nt
Organism: Nicotiana tabacum (common tobacco)
Lineage: Eukaryota; Viridiplantae; Streptophyta; Magnoliopsida; Solanales; Solanaceae
Product: NDR1/HIN1-like protein 13
Biological process (GO): defense response to other organism
Cellular component (GO): plasma membrane
Source: RefSeq, a predicted model, not a curated record
UCUCCUCUUGGCCACUACCACCAUUUCAAGAAAUAUGCAGAAAGUCACCAUUGCCACUCCCACUUCCACUGCGGCCGCCGUAAAUUCACGACGGGCACUAUCAAGCCAAAUCGUACCACCACCAGAGCUACCCCUAUUGCUAUCACCACCACCGCAGCUGCAAAGCCAACCGCCACCACCGUCAGGAACCCAAAACCUUACCGAACGACAUCAAACCCCUACCACCAACACAACCAUCUCCGCUUCAGCUGUCGACGUUUGCUUUGCAAAUGCUAUUUGUGGUCCACCCUUAGCAUCGACAUCAUCCUCUUCUUUGCAGCCAUUAUCGGUGCUAUUUUCUACGUCCUUUACCAUCCUCAGCGUCCCAGAUUCUCAAUCUACUCACUAAAAAUCUCCAACUUCAGCCUCACUACCACCCCCGAUGACAUCACCCAGCGCUCCAUAAAUUUCAAGCUCAUACUCUACACCUUAACUGCAUUGGAAAAUGAAGUUAUUUUAGCCAGUGGAUCAUUUAACGGGAUCAGUAGCAGUCCAAAAAACAUUACCAUUAUGCACUUCAUUCUAUUGACGGGGUCGCAAGUUCUUGAUAUUGAUUCGGUCACGUCCUUGCAAUCUGAUCUGCAAAGGAAAGGUUGGUUGCCGGUGACAAUCUUAAUAGAUACAAUGAUUAGGGUGAAAAUGGACAAACUUAAAAGCAAGAGGGUAGGGAUAAGAGUAACAUGUGAAGGGGUUUAUGGACAAACUCCAACGGGGGAAGUUCCAGCUGUGUGUUUAUCCUUAAAAUCGGAUAACAAUUAAACUUGUAAGUGAUUUUAAGGAUAUGUGAUUUCACUCAGCAAAAAAUGAUAAGUAUAAGAACUAAUGACAGAAAUUACAGUAAAAUAAAGUAAAUCAAUGUGAUGGACAAUUACGGCCCUCGAGCUAGUUACUCUCGAACCAAUUGAACAAACUAUUGAAAGUAUGAAUUAGACAAUAGAGCUUGCAAGAGAUAAAAACGUGAUAUAUUGCUUUGAUAUGCCUUAAUGUAAGAUCAUUACAAAUGAUUAAGACCCUCUUUAUAUAGUAGAGGAAAAAAACCAUCUUCUCCUUCUCCAGAUUAAUCUCCUCUUCGGCACUACCACCAUUUAAAGAAAUAUGCCUGCUGAGAAAGUCAUCAUCGUUUCCACUGCGAUUGUAAUUAAUUAUAGAAGUGAAUUUUUAAUGAUUUUUUAAGAAACUAAGGACAUUGAGGUGUAAAUCAUUAAAAAAAAUAGAAUAAUGUGUAAAUUAAAAAAAAAGUGAAUACAUUAGGGGUGGAAAAUGCAAAAAAUCCAUUUUGGUCAGGUGAUAAAUAUUCAAGGAAAAUCUUACAAUUUGCUUUUAUAAAAAUGCACAUAAUUUACACGCCCAUCGGCUUUAAUUCCCAACCAAAAUCUUAUAUAUUUUAAAUCGAACAUAAUUAUGUUGAGGUUUAAUUUGGGACAAUUCCCCUAGAUUAGAGCGACCAUGACCAUGUCGGCUUUAAAGAUCUUUCUUAACUUCUUUUGCCUCAUUCGCUCUCGUUGGUAAGUCCUUUCUUCAUGACUCUUAUAUCUUUGUUGGUUCUUC